This is a messenger RNA of Darwinula stevensoni, 1582 nucleotides long. Lineage: Eukaryota; Metazoa; Arthropoda; Ostracoda; Podocopida; Darwinulidae. The record is from the annotation of a GenBank genome assembly.
AUGGAACAAAAGAAAUUGAAGUCCACAGAGUUUGGAGGAGGCCAGGAGCUUCACUGUGGUACUCCCAUCCCCAGGCCAUCGACUCAACCCGGGAAUCCGGCGAAGGACGUCGUGGUGAAGGAUCGGGAGGAGGGGACCCACGAUCCACUAGACCGUCCUUCCGUGCAAAGCAGAUGUUUCCUCCGAGAUUCCACGACGACACGUCGAGAAAAUGGCGUCCUCUUCCGAAAGGCAGCGAAGAUGACGUCGAUUCGAGAGAAGGCGGGUCGAGUCCCAACCUUGGUGCAUCGUCAAUUCAAUUCCCCGCUUCUCAUGUACAGCCCCGAAGCUGUUGCCGAGACUCUGGAUGCUCACAUGAAGGUCCUCAAGACCGGGGCCGUUGGCCCUCCCAGGAUCACUCCUCUCCCUUUCAACGAGUCUACGUACGUGUGUUUUCCUAGCAUCGAUUUCGGGGAAUUGUCCGCGGCUCCGAACUUACGCAAAAGUGAAGUCUUGCGGGCACUAGAAGAGAUGGAUCACCGCGGACGACCUGGCGUGUGGCCUCCUGCAGCCGCAGGUCAGCAGACUGAGGAAUCCACGUUCUACACCACUGAUCAAGGGAAGCGUGUGCACUGGCCACCAGCAGAAGAGGAGGGAGUUGAGGAAGGAUCUGCCAGUCCAUACCAGGAGACGCCAGGACUCCACCAGCAUUCCCAUCAGAGUCACCAUCCCCAUUAUCACUAUCAACAGCAGCAGGAGCCGCCCCCGACAAUGAUGCCUUUGAGGAUGGUGACACCGAUUUCCCAGCCUUCCCAGCCGGUCCACAUCACUUUCCCCACUUUGAAAGUUCAACCCAAGAAAUGGAUGAGAGGAGACCAAAAAUGGCCGCCGAAACCCGCUCAACCUGUCGAUGAAGAACCCCCCAAAGAGACCCUGCGACCCCUAAAGCAAAGGAAAGACUACAGGGAGUUCUUCGAGGCGAACAAGCUUCCCAUGAACUACCCAGGGUACAGGGCUCCGCCGGGAACCCAGUACUUUGGGCACGAGACUGAAUACGAAAACUACCAGACCCAGUAUCAAUCCUUGCAUCAAGGCCAGACAGAUAUGUGAAACUAUGGACAGGAAUUCCCGUUCUCCUUUCCAUCAUACUGCCCAUUCAACCACACAACAUACCCACUGCCCGAGAUGCAUCUGAAAAUGCAGAUAUUGAGCUUUGUGGGAUCGAUCUGCAUGUCUCCAGAAUCAUUCGAUUUUUAUUUGCUUUUUCUUUAUUGAAAUCCCAGACUUUUUUAAUAUCUUCCUUGGCAGAGCAAGGGAGAUGGAGGAGGGAAUGUUUCCUCAAAACCAAAACUUAGGUAGGUGGCUCCCAGCCACAACCCUUUUUUUUUUUUAAGUGAAUUUUACUGAGCUCCUGACCAUGACCUCAUCGAAUGGGAAUCAUGACCGAUCGCAGGGUGAUUUUUCCUUUGAUUGCUUAAUCUUACCUCGACUAAACUGUGAUGAAAACGGUUCGACUAACGGAGUGGACACUUGGUUCUCUCUCUUCUCUCAAUAACAUGCGCCAAUAUAUGUCCUUUGUUGAAGCAAUAAAAAAUUCUUAGUU